AUGCAGCGUCACCGAAAGAAGGAUCGCACCGAACGGGCACCGCCAACCAUACAGAAGUAUCUGCACGGUACGGCCGGUUCGCCCAUCGGUAGCAGUGCGGCGAGUCCGGCUACGAACGAAAAUCUUUAUCAAUCGUGCGUAGGCGGCAAUGCGACCAAAGCGGCCGGUUUGGCAUGCUGCCGGAAGGACGAUUUAAUGUUUCACAACGCGCCAACGCCCGGGCCCGGUUCCUACCCGGAAGACGACCCAGACUGCAUAGAAGUUUACAAAGAGCAGCAGAAGAAUGAUGAACAACGCCAUAGUGCAGGAUCACGCACGCAGGAUCAACCGUUCAGCGGUAAAUGGUGUGCGCCAAACGUAAACCAGCUAGCCCGGGAGGUGGGCAACCUCCAUACACCUCUCGGUGAUGCUCUGCUUCACCAUCACCACCACCAUCAGGAGCAGCAGCAGCAGCAGCAACAACAACUACUAUCCUGCCAUCCAAACAUCCUAAGCGCUGGAAGUGCGGAGUAUUCGUACGCCUACUGCGAACCGAUGCUGUUGCAGCGUCCUGUAACGGCAGGCGAUGUUAAUACAGCCGAGCAGCAGCAACAGCAGCAGCAGAUACACACCCCAGUGUCCACGCUCUCCUCGUCCGGUUCCUCCUACUGCGUGCCGGUAUACGCACAGCGACAGCAGCUGCAACAUCACGCACCAUCGUUGCCACUGCUGCAGCGACCCUUCCGGCAGCCGUCCGCCAUCCGCCACCCAUAUCAGUACACGUACGGCAAUCCAGCGCAAGGUAGUGCGGACGGUGGUACCAACACGACCACCACCACGACGCUGCAUCACCAUCACCAUCAUCACCACCAUCAUAGCAAUUACACCUUACCAAAUGCAGCGACAGCGUCGAACGCCACCACGACAACGAGGACCGGUUCGCUGCGUGCCUUAUUUGCCAACAUAUUCCGCAAGUCGUCGGUCCCGUCUGCCGGUCCCUCCCUUGCAUCCGCCGCCGCCGCCCAUUCCGCACCCUUUCUCGAGCUGGACGGGGGUGGACCGUCGCUGCUCGGUGCCGAACGUCACUCGUUCACGACCUGCUACGGGACGAAGGAAAACAUUUACGAGGACAUCGGUUCGCAGACCGGUUUGGGUGCGCUCGGUGCAUCGGUUCCGUCGGAUCCGUCCGUUGCUGGGUGUGGCGGCGGUUCGGCCACAGCAGCAGCAGCAGCAGCAGCACCACCACCACCACCACCACCCCCGUUGCCACCGAGCGGUGCCGGAUCACCGACGGUGCCGUUGGUUGGCAGCCAGGACAGUAGUGUGGCUGCCGAGAGGCGCCGUGUCCAGGUGCAGCACGAUCGCAUCAUCGGCGAGCUGAACCUUUCCGUCGAGCGGCUAAUAAUGCCGUCGUGUGAUGAUGAGUUGGUGCAGGCGAGAGAUCAGCACGCCCGCUACCAAGAGUACUCCGAGCUGGAGGUACAUGACUGCAAGCAGAUGAUGAUGGGCCAGAAAGCUGGCUACUGCCUGUCGGAUGCCGGGUACGAGGGUGCGAAUGUGGCUGUCGGUGGUGGCGGUGGCGUUGGUGGGAUGACCGGACCAUCGAUGGGAGCGUUGCGACUAAGCACCAAGCGUCACCUUCCCGCCACUACACCGGCAGCGGGAUCGUCGUCCUCACCGCCACCAACACUGGGCGCAGGGUCCGAGCGUCACUCGCCGACAGUUUCGUACGGGAAGUCGUACGGCGAUGUAGACAGCGGUAUUAGCAGCAGCAGCACCAGCGGUACCAGCUAUUCAAGCAGCAUCCUGUACCGCAGCAUUACCAACUACCCGCAGCAGCAUCAGCACCAGCAGCAGCAGCAACACCAGACCGCUCACCAUCAUCAUCCACAGCGGACCAAGCACAGUCUGUUCAAUUUGCAUCUUGGGUUGCCGGGCGGUUGCCGUGGACCGAAAGACCAGCUAAUGGCGUCGAGGGCGGAAGGUUUCGUUGGGCUUGCUGGUGGGUCAACGAAUGCUGUCGUGACGAACGCGCCGGAUCCUCCGCCCCCACCAGACACAAGCCUGCUGUCCUACGUCUGUCCCACAGCCGGCGGUACCUACGGUCCGUUGACACGCCUACCCAACACGUCCGUAUCUUCGCAAACCCUCACGUCCUGCUGCUUUCUGUCGGAUCACAAUCUUGCCGAGCGUCGUGACAUCGGCACGCGCCCAUUCGCUGCCACGUUUGCCUACAACCAUCACCAUAGCCAGCAGCAGCAACGCGGCAGUAGUGCACGCGCCAGCAAUGGCAGUGGAAACUUUUGGGCCCGGUUCCGAAAGCUGCGUUUACCCACCGGCACCGGUGGGAAGCUGUUCAGCGCAAGCCAACGGCACAUCGAUACCGAGCUGCAUCUGGAGGAUUUCACCGGCGAAUCGAUGUGGCCCGAGCCGGGCCCACGUCCCGUCUAUCAUCAUCCGCUGCACGCUGGUCCACCGCCGCCACAUCAGCUAGCGCUGCUACCGCUGGACGCACACAGGAUGGGCCCGGCAACGUGUGCCCUACCCUCGACGACGCCCUCAUUGAAUGGCAACUUACCACCACCACCACCACCCGUGUCACACCAACGCACACUGCAUCCGUUCGUAGCGGCCAGCGAACCGGCCGGACCACCGACGGAUGGUGGCGACGUCGACGAUGACGACGGUUCGGAGCUUCCGCAGCAACGGUCCUGCUCGCCGUCCACACCGUCCUCGGUUGCCUCGACUGCAACCUCGUCCGGUACAUCGUCGUCCUCGUCCGCCUCACCGUCCUCACCGAUGUCACCGGUUUCCUCGUCCUCCGGCAGCUCGUCCGGUGCAACGAAGCACAGCGGUGGCGCCGAGCGGAACGUCGUCUAG
Messenger RNA from Anopheles maculipalpis, 2859 nucleotides. RefSeq lists its product as uncharacterized. The record is from RefSeq and is a predicted model, not a curated record. Lineage: Eukaryota; Metazoa; Arthropoda; Insecta; Diptera; Culicidae. Bases 1 to 2859 code for a protein of 952 amino acids. The transcript has 2 exons.